This is a messenger RNA of Oreochromis niloticus (Nile tilapia), 2182 nucleotides long. Its product is annotated as leucine-rich repeat-containing protein 19. The record is from RefSeq and is a predicted model, not a curated record. The coding region runs from base 251 to 1306 and encodes 351 amino acids. Gene Ontology annotation, cellular component: plasma membrane. NCBI's taxonomy places the organism in Eukaryota, Metazoa, Chordata, Actinopteri, Cichliformes, Cichlidae. Gene Ontology annotation, molecular function: signaling receptor activity; protein binding. The transcript is spliced from 7 exons. Gene Ontology annotation, biological process: interleukin-8 production; positive regulation of non-canonical NF-kappaB signal transduction.
CUGAAAUGAAAAAAACAUAUCGUGAUAUGAAAAAAUCUUAUAUCGCCCAGCUCUACCUGAGAGAUACUUGUAGGCAGAAGAAGGAAGACAGCAGAGAUAGGAGGACCAACUUGAUCAAUCAUAAACAGUUAGCACAGAGUGCACACAGGUUCUUGUUUUACAGGGAACAAAGGUCACUCGGUACGCUGACUGCGUGAGAGUAACACGGCACUAAAGGUUCACCUUAGUGCGUGUAGAAGAACAGCAUGGUAUGAUGGAGAGGUGCUGGCAGCCUCUCCUCCUGCUGUGGCUCACUGCAGGGCUGGUAAAAAAUAACCAGACAGUGAAAGACGGUGAAACCCUGACAGUAAACUUCACCAACGAACAUCUUCAAGUCAUCCCUCACAACCAAAAUGUUAACGUUACCAAACUGGUGAUUGAUGGGAACCUAAUUACUCUGAAUGACACGGACAAGCAAGCACUAGCUUGCUAUCCCAGACUGGUAGAGCUUCACUUGGAUGCUAACUGGAUCACUGCUAUUCCAGCCAAAUACUUUGCUGUGGUACCAAACCUCAGAGUGCUGUCUCUCGCCAGAAACAACCUCAGCAGCCUUGACCCUGAGGCUUUCAGUAGCCUGGAUGUCUUGACAGAGUUGGACCUGACCCACAACUUGCUAACAAGCCUCCCUGCACAGCUGAUCAGUGGGCUGAACAAGUUACAGGUACUGAACCUACAGGGAAACCCUUGGAAUUGUUCCUGUCCACUGCUGACCAUCAUUGGACAGAUCGAUGCAGCAAAUAUUACCAUGGGAGGACCACAGGUCAUCUGUGCAUCUCCAGCAGAGCAGGCUGGACGAGAUCUUCUUAAUGCUACAGCACUGUGCUCCACAUUAUUACCCACCAUCACACCAGACCCUCAGAAACCAAAAACACCAGUCCACUAUCUCCAGACGUCGGGCCCAUCAGUUAUUACGACGACCACACAGUCAACCAGUCAGAACGACAGCAUCAGCAAAGACCCCACACCUGUGCUCGGCAACACGUGGAAAUUCACCGCAUCCGUCGCAAUCUUGGCAGUAACGACCUCCAUGCUCAUCGUAUGUGCCGUCAAGGGACCGUCCUGGUACAAGCUCUUCCACAACUACAGGCAUCAGCAGUUACAACAAGAAGUUGGGGAGGACGAGGAUUUUGUGUCAACAGAGUUCUCAGCGACAGGAAGACACCCGGCCCAUCAAACAUUCAGCUUUGAACAAAUGAACAGACAGAUGCAGGAGGAGCAGGAGGAGCAGGAGUACUUUGAGGAUCCAUAUAUCAGGAGAGAAGAGUGACAUGCGCGAGGAGAAACAACGAUGAUAAGAAACCAAACCACUCACACAAUACAAUCCAAUCAGUGGCUAACCUUGCUGUUUGAUAAACGCCGCAGAGUAUUAUCAUUUCACGGGUCACAAAAUCAUUCAUAAGGCUCUUACUGUAUGAGAGUUGUACUGUUGGUUAUUGAAGGAGCUUCUUUGCAACAUCUCACAAAUUCAGGCUCUUAACUCCACCGACCUGCAUUGUUGCCCGGAUACUUCUAUUAGUACACUGACAGCUGUCCGCUACGAGGAGUCUGCAACAAUCCUAACUCGACUUUUUGACCACUAGAAGUACAAUAUUCGAAUACAGAACACUUCCUGUAAUCUGACCCAUUAGUGUUAGUGUGUGAGUACCCAUUUACAUCGACAGCUUUAUCCUUGUUUGCAUGGCGCUAGAAUGAUGAAGUCACAUGGUUUACAAGAGUUUUUACCUCUAAUGGCACUAUAGAGGUGUCUUCAUGACUCGACAACACAAGCAGCAAUGUGCGGUGUUAUACAAACCUCAGUUUACGGUGGUUUGAAAACAGGUUUGCAAGUGUUUCAGAUAAAACACACUCCACGUGUUUGUUUGCUCACAGAUCUACACGGCAUUUAUUUUGACCAGUUUCAUUAAGAAAACUUCACUGCUGCUUCAUCUUUAUGUAACAAGCAGUUGUUUCCUGUUGUGUUCAUGUUCAAAAAUCUCAUACCUGUACAUAUCUGAUUUUUUUUAAAUAAUGUUUUAUGGCUCACAUGAAAACUAGCCAUCCGGCUAAUUACAUAAUUUACUAGUACUUAAUUCUGAAAAUGAUACUUCACAAAAUAAAUAUGUUAAGAAAGUGUAUUUGUGAACAUAAAACUGUCUAAUGGAGA